AUGGAAGGUGCAAUUAAAACUGGUUGGAUAGAGAAGAAAUCCCACUACCUAAAAAAAUGAAGGAAGCGUUGGCUAGUUCUCGACGAAAAUUUUUUGCGAACCUACAAAUUUCCUUAUCAAUUUGUCAACCCUACAGCAACAAUUAAGAUUUCCUCUAUAGUCGACGCUAUCCCAUACGAAAGCGACUCUUCCAAAGAUUUUUGUUUUAAAAUUUCAACAUCAACUCGUCAGUAUAUCAUUUCAGCUACUUCUGAUGUCGAUAUGAUUGGAUGGCUUAAUUUAAUCAACCAUGCUAGAAGAUCGCCUCAAAUAUCGCAUUUCUCAUCAUUUAACUGUAUGCAUGAGCGAAAAGCGCUUAGCGAGGUCUCAUUAAUAUCGUCCUUUUCAAAGCUUAAAGAAAUCCUUUAUGCUCGAGAGCAAGAAUUAAUUGAAAAUUUAGAUGAAGCUUAUCAGUCGAAUAUUGAAGAAAUAAGCAUAGAAAACUGCCAUUUAGAGAAAAUCCUGCAAAAGGAGACAGAAAGCUAUGGAAAUGUCCAAGCAAUUUUAAAUUCAACUGACAGCAUUGUGGAAAAAAUAAGAAAAGUACAAAGAAUCUCUGCCCAGAGCCUGAGUUUUAAGAAGUUUGAUUAUAUAGAAGGCUAUAUUUUGCAUAAAAAAAAUAAAAAAGCUUAUAAUUCAUAAAAAUUUUAUAGUAAAAAUAUAGAAGGCAUCGACAUCAAAACCUCAAUCCAAGAAGAAAACUUAAAAAAGCUUUUUUCAGGCAACAUAAAAGUAAGCCUAGAAAAUCCACAAGAAGUCAGUGUUAGGAGAACCAAUAUAACAAGAGCUUUAAAAUGAAGAUACACAGGGGAAAGAGUAGACGCUCUAAGCUUUUCUGCUUCAGAAGACGUGAUGCUUACAGGAGUUGGUAUUUGCAUGCCUUAUAAAUUUGGAGGACUUACACAGGUUAAAGAUUUCCAAGUACUUAAAGGUAACACUUCAUCUGCAUUAGGAAUUUAUAAGCACCCUCACAAGUUUUCUAUGCAGUUUAAUCCUGAUGACUCAGUGUUCAAAGUGACUAUGGAUAAGCCUGUGAAUCUUUCCAAAGGAAAUAAAUAUACAGUGAUGUUUUGCAUUGAAGGAUCGCAUACAUUUAAAUGUGUUGACUGUAUGCAGAGUGUAACUGGGCCUGGAGAAGUCAAUUGGGAUUUCGAAAAUACUGUUUUCUCUCAGACUCAUCAAAGUAAUAGAUGUGAUACAAUAUGUGGGCCAAUUGCUGAUUUUUAUUACAUAGUUGGGCAUGCAAGGCAAUAA
This is a messenger RNA of Blepharisma stoltei, 1293 nucleotides long. Lineage: Eukaryota; Ciliophora; Heterotrichea; Heterotrichida; Blepharismidae. The record is from the annotation of a GenBank genome assembly.